AUGUCGCAGCCAUCUCAAUCUAUCCCCCACCCGAGCCCCGGUAACCAGUUUUACCCCGACAUGCCAGCAAUGAGGGCUCCAGGGUUGGAGUUUGUGUAUCGCCUUGUUGCCAAGAUGCAUCCAACAAAUGGCUACGAUAUCGAAAACAUACAAGGCACAGGUAUCACGAGGUCAAUUGCAGGUAUUGAGUCUGGUACUGUAAAAGGACCAGGUAUAGAGGGAACCCUUGUCGAGAACAGUGGUGCUGAUUGGGCAGAACAAGUUCAUUCCAAGAAGAUUUACUACAAGCUAGAUGCGAGGUACACGAUUAAAACAAAUGACGGGCAUCAUAUCUUUGUACAGGCUCGAGGGCUGUUCCGACCUGGGCCGGGUAUCGAGUUCUCCCAACCAGACUCAAUUGACGUGGAUUACACGCAGGAUGAGGUGGAAUACUUUACUCAUAUCACUUUUGAAGCAGCAGGAAAUAGCCCGUACAAUUGGAUGAAUGGUAUCGUGGCCAUCGGAGCUUUGCAGUCAUUUGGAGGGGCUGCUGUGAUAGAUUGCUGGCGAUUGACCAACUUUCUUGGACAGAAGGUUGAAGAUGUUUACGUAGGCAGAUAA
Fusarium oxysporum Fo47 is the source of this 600-nucleotide messenger RNA. Its product is annotated as DUF3237 domain-containing protein. NCBI's taxonomy places the organism in Eukaryota, Fungi, Ascomycota, Sordariomycetes, Hypocreales, Nectriaceae. The transcript is spliced from 2 exons. The record is from RefSeq and is a predicted model, not a curated record. The coding region runs from base 1 to 600 and encodes 199 amino acids.